Messenger RNA from Lodderomyces theae, 2202 nucleotides. RefSeq lists its product as uncharacterized. Lineage: Eukaryota; Fungi; Ascomycota; Pichiomycetes; Serinales; Debaryomycetaceae. Gene Ontology annotation, molecular function: protein heterodimerization activity. The transcript has a single exon. Bases 1 to 2202 code for a protein of 733 amino acids. The record is from RefSeq and is a predicted model, not a curated record.
AUGUCCCAUAAUGAAAUUGAUAUUGAAGUGCAGGCUCAUCAUUCAUCUGAUUUAGGACUACUGCAUCCUUUGCACAACCGUGAGUCAUCGACAGGACCAUUCCCUGACUUUAUACCUUCACUUAACUCACCUUCCAAAUUCAAUGCUCCCCUUCCUGGUCACGAGCUUUCUCAAACCACAGCAAGGCUAGCGUCUCCGAGCAGCUCUCCAAGAAAGGUUCAACAGCAUAAAAAUGGAGAGUCUAGCGAUAUUUUCAAAAAGGUGCCUGACUUGGCUUAUUCGAUAAACUCUGCAUCAACUAAAGUCGAUCACAUGUCUUCUUAUGAUGUAAACUACAAGGGUCCAAUAACAUUGGACUACCUACGGUACGUUUGCAGGAUGCUCAAUCUUCAAAGACCAGUCACGGAUCAAUUAAUCUCCAUUGGUAAGCCUCCUUCGACAAGCUCAAGUGAGGAGGGGGGUUCAUCUGGGCUACAAGGUAAUAGAUCUGACACUGCUGGAACUUCACCUUUCAGAAGUGUCGAUUACAGUGACACUGUCGAUAGAAGUCAUAGUCCCCACUCUGGAGAGGAGACGCCACUUUCCGGGGAAAAUAAGCACAAGAAGAAACCUGUUUCAUAUUUACAGAAGAUUUUACAGGCUCAAACUGCCAAGGCUGAAAAUGAGCAAUCCAAAAGAAGCUUUUCCUCGAACGAUGCAGUCACAAAGCAUACUGAAAGGGACCUGACGCCGGUUCUGGCUGACUUUAACAAGCCAUCACGAAAGAAGAGGAAAAUCAUUGGAGUAAGACCAGACUUUACAAUUGAUAUUGAAAAUCGCUUGGCGAAUUCCUCAUUGGGUGCCGUAUCUCAAGGAGACACUGUUGGGAGCAGUUCUGAUCUCUUUAACAUGAACGGUAGUUCUUUUUCCAAACUGCUGCAGUUGCAUCUUGACACGAACCCCAAAAAUAUUGAUGCUGAUGCUAUAACUACUGACUCAAGGACAUCUGAAGAAAAAGCCACAGGGCCAAUCAACGUACAAUUGGAACCAGAAGGCGGCUACGUAGCAGCACUGCCUAAGCACUUAGAGCAUCGCGGAUCCACUCUCGAUGAGGAGUCGCUUCAUGGCUUAGAACUACUGGACCAAAACCAAAGCGAGAAUAAACCUAACGCGUCUGAUAUAAUAGAGCAUAAUUCUAAGAUUGGUGAGCCUACUACACAGGUGAUUGAGCAUUAUGAAGACCUGGUUGAGGCGGCUGAAAAUGAUAAUGAAAACUUGGAGGAACUGAAAGAGACUGAUCAGCAGCAAUUUCCUGUAUCGGAAGAUAAAGAACAGGAGGAAAGUUUAGAUUCCGUAAAGGAACCACACUCAACACUUCAAGGUAAAGAGCUGGUUAAAUUAAGCAAGCCUGAUGUUGCGCGUCCAGAUCAUUCAGAAGCUGACGCCUCACAGCCACUUGAGGAGGUUACGCCAAAACCUAGUGAGGGGGACGACGACGUUGUUCUUGUGGGGGAAGGUGAUGGUAAUAAUGAUGAUGGUAAAACGGGGGAAGAGACUUCGAACCAUGGACAGAAACCACCGGCAGCUCGUGAAUCUACUACACAAGAAGUCCAAGCGGAGAACAUUAUUUUUGAAGAAGAGAACGAGGUAGACCAACGGAUUUCCGAUGUUAAGCAACCAGUUAGGAGUAACAUCUUCAGUGAAUUUCUCGAAGUUUUGGACACGAGAGAAGUAGAGAUUGACACUUUUCAAGAAGUUGAUGCGUCAAAUAAGUCGCCUGCUGGUGAAGGAAGUUCGAAAAGCGAGUCAGAGGAAAAUGAAUUCAGUACAAGCGACCUUGAUUCUAUCACAAAAAGUUUACUAAGUCGCCAACAUCUUGCCCAGGAUACGUUGGGCCUUCCAUCCGUAGAAAAGCUUCCAAACAGCAUCCUUCAGCAGCUUCAAUCAAGCUCUAAUGAAUUCCUACAGCUGUUGAUGGACAGUGUUAGACUAUACGCUCAAUCGCGAGAUUCGAACCAAGUGGAUAUGUCUGACGUGAUUUUGUAUCUUCGUCUGAUCAAUUUUGGUGGAACUGGUGAAACUUUGGGCGACAUUGAACGAGUUUUUGAUAUAGCUCAAGAUAAUAUACCUCUUGAGUUGGUCAUUGAGCUUGAAAAUAGCAUUGAAAAAGCUCUUUCGGAAAUUGAGGCGGGUGACGAAGGUGGUUUGUUUAUGGUUGAUUAA